Symbiodinium necroappetens is the source of this 3132-nucleotide messenger RNA. The record is from the annotation of a GenBank genome assembly. NCBI's taxonomy places the organism in Eukaryota, Dinophyceae, Suessiales, Symbiodiniaceae.
AUGGCUCCAACGCAAGACCGAAUGCGCUGCUUGCCGUGCCUUGUUGACCAAACUGAUCCAGAGACCACAGCAGGCUACUCAGACAGGUGGGGUGACUGCGUCUGUCCAGAGGGCAGUGCCCUGAAAGAGCGCACGAGCGAUGGUUCCUACCAGCCUCACAAAACAUGCGUGAAGUGCGCCGAAGGGAUUCUCUUCAGCCCCACGUCCGAACCUCUCCCCAAUUACGACUGCAAUCCAUGUCCGGACUUUCAGCGGAUGUAUCGGCAAGCGUCCACUGGCCAGUGCAUCUGCAGACAAGGUACCACGAAUGACGGCUAUCUGGAAGCAGGUGGGUCUUGCGUCAGCGCGGCCGAGUUCAACGAGAUCAACGACCGAUUCCCCGAGACUCCUGCCGUCAUUGUCGAUUUCCGGGACCUCAUCGAUGGUCGUGAGAGCUGGUGGCAGUCCGGCCCGUUCGGGCAGUUCUUGGGGAUCGAGGCUCGGACAGGGAGCACCCUGCAGAUGCUGAGCUUGGACUCUGCCGGCCAGGAUGUGCGAGUGACGAGUGCAGCGAUGAAAUGGCUCUACAUCCGAUGUGGCGUCGGUUGCCUACGUGGCAAUGCCACGGCUUGCCAGUGCAUCUCUAACCUUUGCGUACUGCAGCUUUACGACGACCAAGCAACUGUCUGCAACUUCGUUCAGGAUUUGUACCAGGGCAAGCCUCGUGUGGAAGGCUCUGCAGUACAAGACAUGCCCUGGCUCUACUACAGCCCACAGCGGCCCCUACAGACGCUCCAAGAUGCAAGCCUGAACUGGAGAUACACUUUCGCAGACGUUUUGGUGUUCUGGCUUGCCUCAUAUUCCCUGGAGGGGUCUUGGCUCGGAUGGACGAAGCUGGAGUCGCAACUGGAUCCAUGUGCCAGCUUCGUCUCCACUUCCGAAAAGCCAAGGAGCCUUCCAUCGGCCUGGCGCCGCUUCGGAAGCUCACUCCGCUCAGAGUGUAACAUCCUGGCUCGAAGCGUUCUGGACUGCGGCGCCCACCCAGUUCUCUACGACUUAUUUAUCGAGAACACUGAUGGGACCCUGGUGCCGGUGCCGGUUCGCAUCUUGAACCUCGUCCAGAACGGGCAACGCCCCAAUCUGAAGGAGAACGACUUAGGCGAGAACGUCUUGGUCCGUCGCUUUUUGCUCUGUGAUGCCGUGUCUGGGCGCGAGAGCGGCCCCGGAGGGCCGGGCCAGGCCUAUUUGUCGAAAACCGGAUACCUGCGGGUGGUCCGCUGGGCAGCCCAUCUGGCAGUGCAGGUGCGAGUGCGCCCUGAGGGAGAUGGCCAGGUAUAUGUGCCGGUCGUGAGCAUUGCUUAUGCCGAGAAGAGAACUGACAACCUGCAGGAGGACACCACUCUUCCAGGCAGUUUUGCUGCAGAGUACACAAUGGAUACAUCUGGCUACUGGACAGCCGUCACGGUCCUUUUCGUGCUCCUAUUGUUGUCUCUAUUGGGGUUGGUGACAUUCAGACUGUGUCUCCUCUCUCAGCGGUAUCCGAAUGUGCCAGUUUAUCCCGACCCACACCUUUUCGCUCCAAGACUCGUCCUGCAAGUGCUUGUGCUGUGCUCGACGACUGCGUCGUUGCUCUUUUGGUUCCAGUACUUCAUGACGCUCUUCUGGUUAAUCAUGUUCAAGGGGCAGAACGUACCGCUCCUCUUACUGCCAUCGGCUCUGGGAGGUGGGCAAUACGAAGCUCACGAUGUCAUGCUGGUUCUUGUCUUUUGCUUGGCCGUCUUUACAGUCAGCUUCGGGUUGUGGAAGCACCUUCGUGUGUUCUUCUUUUUGGUUGACUGGGAAAAGCCUCGCGGUGAGCGGGAGACUCUCAUGGCGCCCGCCCAGCCGUCUCAGCCUCCGCCUCCGCCGCCACCCGGGGGGCCACCCGGUCCUGCUCCACCGGCACCGCCGGCACCUGGAAGUCAGUUGGUUGGCGCUCCCUUGCUGAGCGGAGGCUUUGCGCAAGGCUUCCCACCGAGUGAUGCCAACACGGAAGUUGCCAUUCCUGACUCUGGCAUCUCUGCAUGGAGGACCCUGUUCGUUUGCAACGAAUUGAACGAACGCCUGUCCGCCACUCGCGCAGUUCCUGAAGUUACAUGGCUGUCCAUGGUAUUACUGCUGGACGGCUUCAAUUGGGUAAGUGCGGCGAGAUGGAACACGCACACUGAUAGCGAGCUUUCUUCUUUGGCGGCAGACUUGAACCCGUUCCUGCAGUUUGCUCUGGGAGUAAGCGUCUGGAUCUUCGUCCUGGUGCUGCAGUUCCUCCUGCAGCGCGUCGGCAGCAUUUUCUUGGGUCACGACCUGAACGACUUUGUCGACGUCUGCUCGGUAGCCAACGUGUCAGUGUUCAUUCUGGACGAGCCUUUCCAUGGGUACUAUAUCCAUGGAAAAGCACCAAGCAGCCGUGGGGACUGGGGCCACACGGAGCUUGAACGAGUCUUGCACGAUGAGGACAAGGGCAUCGGCUUCAACCGAGGGCUCACGCCAGAUGGUUGCCAGACAUUUGAGAUGUUCCUGGCACCGGAUACAGCAGUGCAGCUUCCAAAUGGCAACGUGGCACAUUUUCGGCAGGAGCUUGGCAAGGUCUUCGUUGAAGUGCAGCAGACCCAAGACACUGUGCGAAGAAGAGAUCCGCCAAAGCCAAUUUCACAGGAUGUAGCGCAGAUGUCGCAGCACCGUUGCAACGUUCAGCUGCUCGUGGAUGCCAUGGUGAAUGCAGUGAUGCGGGGAGCCGGUGAUGUAAUACAGGUGCGAAGCAGCUUCAACUGGUUCUGGGGGACCGGUCCUGCAGGAGGAGUGGGGGCCUUGCCGCAUCCCGUCUUCUACAAAGACCAAGAUGGCACCUCAUUCCCGAAUGGUCUUGCGUGGGCAUCUUCGCUUGCUUAUGGCGCAGAGCUGCGAGUUUGUGGUGUGGCCCUGCCAACGGGAUUUGAAUGGCACUUAGGGUUGCUCGAGCUCAUGACUUUCUCCUUGCUUUGGCGCUUUCAGGGCUCUGUGGUUCUGGCUGCGGGCCUGGCCUAUGUCCUGAACAGGUGUGUUCUCAUGACUUACUCUGCUGCCGGAAAGGUUCGGCUAGCCCAUACGACCAUCAUAAACAGCAUGUUCCUCAUUUAA